AUGUCGAACUCGGUUUUCCCUCCUAAAAGAAAUCCGAAUUAUACUAUUCCAACGGCAGCUAUUCCAAUCGCAAGCUUCAAUGGUGACGCCAAUGAAAUGUAUGGUAUGGUCUUUGCCAACAUCUCCGUCUAUCCACGCAUCGAUAAAAUAGCUGUAAGUUGUUUAUUUUUUGAGUUAGCCUAACUCUUCUCUAAAAAGCUUUCUAAAGAGCUCCUAAUGUCAUGAGUGAAUAUAUUCACAUUCAGAAAAAAUCUUGCGGUUCAUUUCUAAAACUGAAUAAAUUUCGAGAUAAAAUAUUCAUGAGUUUCCUAGUUUUGCUGGUCCUUUUUUGGAAUUUUUCAAUUUUUUUCCCGGUUUUUUUUUGUUUUUUUUUUGAUUAUAUACGAACGAGGUUCUAUCCAGGGUACAUCUAUGGAAAGUCUGGGGGAAUCGUCAUAAUUGGAACAAUUAAAAUAAUUAAUCGAGGGAAAAAAUAUUAUGAGGAAGAAGAACAUUUCAUAGAUCAAAGACAGCAAAAAAACACAAUUAUUCUGGAUUACUGUAGCUGUUCAAAGUGAUGUGUUCUGCUUCAACAUUUUUCGGCUAUCAAAAAUGUCGUCAUCUAUUGGCUCUUGGUUUCUAUGGCUCCAUCAAAAAUUGCGACUUGGCGAAAUUCACGUGUUGAAUUUCAGCUCUGACUUCGCUAGAUUCUUCGUCCUCCAAAGUACGGUAGCUUCUAUCAGACUCUUUGUUUCUCUGCCAAAUGGAAUGAUUUCGAAACAAAGUUAGAUGUACCGUAUCUGAAUAAAAUUGAAGUUGAAAUUGUGUUUUUUAUGACGUGAAUUCUUGGAGUACAGUAUUCUUGCCAGCAACUACAAAACAUCUGAAAAAAAUGUAUCAUCGGAAAAAUUUGAAUACAUGUUCCCUCCAUGUUUUUUUCGGAUAACUCAAUUCUCAAACAAACUUUUGAUUAGAUUUGUAAAAUUUCCAAACGACUUGGACUCGUUUUGUCUGUCUGAAACUUUGAAAUAUUUUGAGAAAGUUUUAGAACUAAAACUGGGAAAAAAUAUUGCUUGUGUGUGCGUGUAAAUAUGCAAAAUCAACAAAUCAAAACGAACAGCCAUGAAAAAUGAAUCUCACGAAGAUUUUGGCGAAUUACAUCAUUCAUUAUUGCUUGUCCUUUUUUUAACACCCAGCACAGAGUUUAGCAAAAGCACUGCAUGUGAAAAUGUAUUAACCCGCAAGGAAGUCUGGAGAUCAAGGAUGGGGGAUUUUGUGGUUCUCAAACCCGGGGGGAAUAUGUACGAUUUGUCUUACGUUGGUAAAAUGCCUUGAAAUUUCAAAAAUAUGUAUGUAGUUUGAACUGUGGCACUAACAAUCACACACCUUUGGCUGAUCUAAUACACCCAUAUUUCAGAACCUUUCAUUGAAAGCCAUUUGUCGUGUUUGUGUAAGUUUUGGAAUUCCACAAAUUUUCCUUCGUUUAGCACGAUUCUCUGAUGAAGAAAAGCAUGUUUACCGCAUGAAAGUUGAAGGAAAAAUCUGAAAUCUAUCUUUUUUUUUGAAUAAAAAAUCUAAAUCUGAAAACAUUUUUUCCAGAACGAGGAAGGUCAUUGCACCAAGCUCCAAAUCCCAGAUAUAAUACCAUUGGUAAGUCGAAAAAUUGCAAUUUCGAAAUAUGUAUCAACCAAAACAAAAUUAGCAGAGAUGGGGGCUUCCAAUCUAUGGCUACGCAUUACCACCGACUGUCAUCCUCUCAACAACCAUCAACAUCUUCAUGUUAACAAUUCUCUUCCACAAACAUCUUCGCAACGCCACCAAUUAUAUCUUGAUAUCAAUUUCCAUCAAUGAUUUGUUCACCGGACUCACUUCAUCAUCCUGGGCAAUUUAUUAUUAUUCGAUGGGAAUGUAUCUUCAAGAUUUUGGUGAGCAUCAUUAUCGAGUUCACAGCGCGAAUCUUGAAGAUUCUUUGGUUAUUCCGGAAUAUUUGAAAUGUGUUGGAUUCAUUUGGCUCUUCAAAUUUCUUCCAUUGUUUUUCCAUUCAUCGGCUUCCUGGGUUACUGUAUACUUGGCCAUUCAAAGAUAUUUAUACAUCUCGGAGCCAAGCAUGGUCACAAAAUAUUGCAGCAAGAGAAUCACUUUUAUUGUUCUUUUUGGAAUCUAUGCGGUUAGUUGAGAUCGGAGUUUCAGAGUAGAAUUUUUCUCAAUAUUAAUUUUCCAGAUGUGCUUCCUCUCAAUCUGCCCAGAAAUCUUCGGGAGAUACAUUGUCACCGUAACAAUCACCUUCGAGAACCAUACAGAAGUCGACAAUUUCUUGUUCUACACCCCAUUCGUCUACGAUUUCAUCACAAUUGAAAUGUUUACCAAAAUCAACUUCUGGAUUCGAUCAUUCUUCCAUCUUGUUCCAUGCAUUUUGUUGACUGUGAGUUAGGGAAACUCACCUGGUAUUUUGAAUAUCAUUUUUUUGCAGUUCUUCACCGCCAAAUUGGCUAUUUGCAUGAAGCGUGCGGAACAAAAGAAAAUGUCGAUUGUUGGUCAAAGUUCAAGGUAAAAAAUAGAUUUGGAAAAUUUAGAAGACCCAGAUUUAAUUCAGAGGGUCUUUGAAAGUCCAAAUGAAAUAUUUUAAAAACACAUUUCACUUCCCAAGAACCUUUCACAAUUAUUUUUUUCCAGAAAAUAUUCAACUGUAGUCUGUGGUGGUCGUAAAAUCAACUCAACCAACAAAUUGCUCUUCCUAGUCUGUGGUUGGUUCCUGCUCCUUGAAUUCCCUGCAUUCGUCAUUCACCUUGGAAACUUCCUCUUGCGCAUCGAAGUCAUGAAAUUUGAAGCCUGGCCUGAUGUUGUCAAUCGAAUCAUCCCACUUCGUAAUUUGAGUCUCUUGCUCUCUGCCCCAGCUCAAUUUGCAAUCUAUUGCUGGAUGUCUGCACAAUUCCGACUUACCGCCAAACAAAUCUUCACCAAAGAAGAAUUGUACACUGUGAAUGUUCAAAAUACACCAGAUGGUAGAAGAAGAUACAACAUGGUUAUUAAACAUAUUCCAAAACCAGAAGAGGAUGUUGAAGCGAAGCCGAGAUUCUGGAGAAGAUGUUGCAAAAAGAAGCAAGUUCAAGAAGUUGAGAUGGUUCCGAUUAGAAAUAAUCGCAAAAAUGGAAAAGUUGAGAAACCAGCUGAAACUACAGUUCCACUUCAAACUGAAGAAGAAGAAAUUGUUGUUGAAGAAGAGAUUAUGGUUGAAGAUGAAAUUGUAAUUGAAGAAGAAGCUAUGUGCUAA
Molecule: messenger RNA, 3250 nt
Organism: Caenorhabditis angaria
Lineage: Eukaryota; Metazoa; Nematoda; Chromadorea; Rhabditida; Rhabditidae
Source: the annotation of a GenBank genome assembly